This is a messenger RNA of Populus euphratica (Euphrates poplar), 1107 nucleotides long. RefSeq lists its product as uncharacterized. The transcript is spliced from 2 exons. Gene Ontology annotation, biological process: meristem maintenance; meristem development. The record is from RefSeq and is a predicted model, not a curated record. Bases 271 to 1107 code for a protein of 278 amino acids. NCBI's taxonomy places the organism in Eukaryota, Viridiplantae, Streptophyta, Magnoliopsida, Malpighiales, Salicaceae.
ACGACAACCUCUCAUGGUCUCUAUAAGCCCACAAACAGGGGAAUUACAUUUCUCUCCUCUCUUCCGUCUUCACCACAGCAAAUGUCAAAAACCCUCCUCUCUCAUUAGAACCCAACUCAAAAAAAUUUCGAAUCAAGUACUAAAAAUGGCUGAACCAUCCUCAAGUAACACAAUCUUGGAAGAAAGGAAAGAUGUCAUGGUUUCACCUUUUGGUGAUAUACCAAACCAGCUUUAAGAACAGCCUAUUUCUUGAAACCUACCGCAACCUCCAUGGAGGAACCUGACCUUCCUUCAGACUCUAUCUCUCCACUACCACCAGAAACAUCGCAACGCAAUAACUUUCCACUGAAGGUCUCGUCCAUAUCUUGGACACGCCCCCAAGAAAAUUGGAUCACAUGGGUAUCUCGCAUGCAAUCUAAGUACCAAGCUGCUUGGAAGAAAUCCGCUAUUAUUACUUUAGAGGAUGUGAUUGUUUUAGGGGGUUACUCUGUUUUGGGAUCCCCUGUUUCAUGCUCUGUUGAAAACAGAGAAUGGAAGGUAAUUGAAGAGAAGUUGAUGGAUGCUAGAAAGGAAGUGGUAAGAAGUAGAGCUAGGAAAGCAUGCCGGCUUUCAUGGAUGAAGAUGUUCAAUAACGGUGGGAGUGAAAUCGAACAUGAAGCAUUUCUUGCUUUGUGGUUAUCAAGAUUAGUGUUUCAAAAUUCAUCUCACGUAAUUAGGAAAGAGGUUUUCCCUAUAGCAAUCCGCCUAGCAAGAGGGAAUCCAAUAGCUCUUGCACCAGCAGUUCUCGCUAGUAUUUUCAGGGAUUUGAGUCAACUGAAAAGGGCAAUUGUUGCGGGUAAUGUUGAAUCUAGACUAGAACGUUUCUCGCCGUCUCAGCUGGUGCAACUUUGGGCCCGGGAGAGAUUUCCGAUCUUGCAGCCAAGGCCUGAUGUUCUCAACUUGGGUGGUCCAAGAUCAGCUCGAUGGGACAAAGCCACAAUUUCCAAAGUCGAGAAUGUGAGAUUGGCUUUGGAUUCGGCCGCAGAGGGUUUUCUUUGCGGCCAUAUGCCAAAAAUUUGCGGAAUUGGAGUUUCCCCAAGUUUUAUAGAGAAAACGAAGAGUUGGUGA